Arvicanthis niloticus (Nile rat) is the source of this 300-nucleotide messenger RNA. The record is from RefSeq and is a predicted model, not a curated record. Lineage: Eukaryota; Metazoa; Chordata; Mammalia; Rodentia; Muridae.
AUGGGGAAGAAUAUCCUGCUCCUCCUGCUGGGCCUCUCCUUUGUGGUGGGCUUCCUGCAAGCUCUGAGAUGUUUGCAGUGUGACUUGUUAAACUCUGAUGGCAUUUGUGAGAAAGGAAACUCCACCUGCGAGGCUAAAGAUGACCAGGAAUGUGGCAUAUUUGUACUUUCUUCAGGUGUUGACAUCCUCAUGGGGAUGCAAGAUUGUUCCUCCUUCUGCUUAAAUAAGACUUUCAACCAUUAUAAUCUAACACUGGAUUUUUCAUGUUGCCAUGAUGAAUCAUACUGCAAUGAGUUUUAG